Messenger RNA from Prorocentrum cordatum, 1278 nucleotides. The record is from the annotation of a GenBank genome assembly. NCBI's taxonomy places the organism in Eukaryota, Dinophyceae, Prorocentrales, Prorocentraceae.
UUGCUGGGCGCAGACCGGGGGUCGUACUUCACCCAGGGCGGCCAGCCCGUCGGGGCGGCGGAGUGGUGCGGUAAGCUGCUCUCGGGUCUCCACGUUGCGAUCUUCUACUCGGGCGACUCUGACUACUGGCACGAGCGGAUUCUGUUGUGGCCUGCCAGUGCUGACCUACCCCCUCGGAGAUGGUUCGUGGCCACGCCCGACGGUGACGUGUACGCCGAGCCGAUCAGGGUGGGCAUGGGCUGGGGUUCUCGCUUUGUCAUCGUGGACUCCUCGGGCGGCAAUGCGGUCAUCCCUGCGGGAACGCUGUAUGCCUUCGAGCCGUUGCCGAGCGAUGACGACCUCGCUCAGUACAUCACCGAGGCCAUAGAGGAAGCAGCGCUGGACGGGCUCCGCAUCGCCUCUCAGGACGAGCUGAAGUACCUUCGGCGUGGCGGACAGGAGGUGCUGCUGGGGGACCUGGUGCCGCUCCCGCCCCCGUUGCCGGCGGCCGUCCCUGUGGUGGAGGUGCCUCCGAGUGAUCACGGAGGCCCACCUGCCUCAGGAGACACGGCUCAGCCUGUGCAAGGGACGGACACGCCACGCGGCCGCCACGUUCCCGAGCCUGGGCGUGUCUGGGUCAGCCUCGAGACGGUGCCUGGCCAGAUCGCCCGCGAUGACGAGGUGAAGCUCAGCGAGUCCGCCUUGAUCGAUGACGACCGCGCCAUCCAUGUCCUGCCCAGUGGUAAGCGUAUUGCCGUGCGGUUGGCCGACCUUCCUGUGGAGCCACUGCUUGACGAGUCGGGCCUGGGAGACGCCAGAGCGCUCGGGCCGUUGCGCUACGACUCCCAUGGGCAGCGCCAUCUGGACUAUCGCACGGGUGUUCUGGAGCUCCGCGAGGAGGCCUUGGACGCGUUCCCGCUGAAGGGUGAACGAUCGUUCUUGUGGCUCCAGCGGUACAUCACCGAGCAUGGCGGCACGCCUGACGGCCGACACACCAAGCACCUCACGGAGGAGUCUCUGCAGCCCGACAGCACGGCGGGCCACCUCCACGACUUGCUGGGGCUUUCCAUGUUCUUGAGCGUGGUGUGCGACCAGGGCCUUGAGUACUACAUCGGGCGCGACCAGGGCGGCGCCACUCGGUGCGGCAUCGCCGUGGCGCCGGGGCUGGCGCGCCACGCGACCGAUCAGUUGGCAAAGGAGGUGUGGAUCGCCAAGCAGCGCCGUAAGUUCAGGGAGGGGCAGGCGGCGAAGCGCGGCGAGGGUAGCCACAACAACAACAAGCACAAGGGCAAGGACAAG